Messenger RNA from Colletotrichum costaricense, 765 nucleotides. RefSeq names its product uracil phosphoribosyltransferase. Lineage: Eukaryota; Fungi; Ascomycota; Sordariomycetes; Glomerellales; Glomerellaceae. The transcript is spliced from 3 exons. The coding region runs from base 1 to 765 and encodes 254 amino acids. Gene Ontology annotation, molecular function: ribosylnicotinamide kinase activity. Gene Ontology annotation, cellular component: cytoplasm. The record is from RefSeq and is a predicted model, not a curated record.
AUGGCAAGUCAAGAUUCAAAGUCCGCCAGCGGCAGCGGACCUACUCAGUGUGUCGGUCCGUUGUAUCGUUCAGAAAGUCAGAAGCCCACGGCCACUGUCUCGACUGAAAUCAAGUUAGACAACGUUGUUGUCUUGUCCCAAACGCCUCAACUUAUCGCCCUUCUCACCAUCAUUCGAGACAAGAACACGGAGCGCGGUGACUUCAUUUUCUACUCCAACCGCAUCAUUCGCCUGCUCGUGGAGGAAGGUCUGAACCAUUUGCCUACCGUUGAGCAUGACGUGACAACACCCAUUGGUCGGACUUACUCUGGGCUUAUGUUCCAAGGCAAGAUCUGCGGCGUAUCCAUCAUGCGUGCCGGCGAGGCCAUGGAGCAAGGUUUACGCGACUGCUGCCGCUCUGUUAGAAUCGGCAAGAUUUUGAUCCAGCGCGAUGAGGAGACUGCUCAGCCGAAGCUAUUCUACGACAAGCUGCCAGAGGAUAUCGCCCAGCGCUGGGUUCUUCUUUUGGAUCCCAUGUUUGCCACUGGUGGUUCCGCCAUCAUGGCAGUCCAGGUCCUCAAGGCUCGUGGUGUUCCCGAGGACCGCAUUCUGUUCCUGAACCUCAUUGCGAGCCCUGAGGGUAUCCAGAACUUUACCGCAAAGUUCCCCAAAUUGAGAGUUGUCACGGCAUUUGUCGACCAGGUAUCCUCUGUCAUACUAAUGGGCUGUGAUAGCUACAUCAUCCCCGGCCUCGGCGAUUUUGGGGACAGGUUCUACACUGUUUGA